AUUAGGCAUUUAUUUUCAGAGUUUAUACAGUUUGAAUUCUGCAGUAUCGAUAUUAAAACGUAGGAAUGGGCAAACCUGACAGUUUUGGAUUAUUUUUUUUUUCAUUUCUUUCUUUUUAAAUCCAUCCAUGUUGGUUUCUCUCCAUUUCUCAGUUUUCCAUUUGUUUGUUGGUCCAAGCCAUGUCAUAUAGCUUUGGCACUGAUUUCUGAUCCCAUUAAUUAGUGUCCCUUUAUGGUCUGGUUCAGCGCUCAUCUGCAUUUUCCUUUCCAUUCUUUUUCCUUCCUUUUUCUCAUAGAAGUAAGAAUGUCUAAGCCCUUGGAACUGGAGAAGGUGCGGCUGGAGCUGCAAGAAGAACACACGGAUACAGAAAGAAAUGGACCUGACACAAACCAUCAGACUCAGCAGAGCAAACCUUCCCCUUUCUCCCCAUCCCCAACCAUCACGGGCACCAAGAUCAAAGCUGAAGACUCUACAGAAAUGCCUCCAGCCCCAGCCCCAGCCCCAGCCCCAGCUCCAGCCCCCCAAGCUCAGCAGCCACACCUACCCCAGGCUCAGCUUAUGUUAGCAGGCAGCCAGCUUGCUGGGGAUAUCCAGCAGCUGCUGCAGCUCCAGCAGUUAGUCCUUGUCCCAGGGCACCACCUCCAGCCCCCUGCACAGUUCCUGCUGCCACAGGCCCAGCAGGGGCAGCAAGGGCUGCUUCCGACACCAAAUCUAUUUCAGCUACCUCAGCAAAAUCCAGGGAGCCUCCUGCCGAACCAGCCUCGUGCAGGACUCCCAGCACAGCCGCCCAAAUGCCUGGAGACCCCUUCACACCCCGAGGAGCCCAGUGACCUGGAGGAGCUGGAGCAGUUUGCCCGCACCUUCAAGCAGCGGCGCAUCAAACUGGGCUUCACACAGGGUGAUGUGGGGCUGGCCAUGGGGAAGCUUUAUGGGAAUGACUUCAGCCAAACCACCAUCUCACGCUUUGAGGCACUGAACCUCAGCUUCAAGAACAUGUGUAAACUCAAACCUCUUCUGGAGAAGUGGCUGAAUGAUGCGGAGACAAUGUCUGUGGACUCCACGCUUCCCAGCCCCAACCAGCUGAGCAGCCCUAACCUUGGUUUUGAUGGGCUGCCAGGCCGACGUCGCAAGAAACGGACCAGCAUUGAGACCAAUGUCCGCUUUGCAUUGGAAAAAAGUUUUCUAGCGAACCAGAAGCCUACCUCAGAGGAGAUCCUACUUAUUGCCGAACAACUGAACAUGGAGAAGGAAGUGAUUCGUGUCUGGUUCUGCAACCGCCGCCAGAAGGAGAAACGGAUCAACCCUUGCAGCUCUGCUCCCAUAUUGCCUGCUCAGGGCAAGCCUCCUGGCUUCAGCCCUCACAUGGUGACCAGCCCAGGCACCGGCACAAGUUUGCCCCUCUCCCAGGCUUCCAGUAGUCUGAGCACAACAGUUACUACCUUGUCCCCAACAGUCUGCUCCCUAACCCCCAGUCGGACAGCUGUAGGAGCAGGGGGCACCACCCUCAACUCGGUCACGCCACCCCCAAGCAACAGCACAAAUCCCAGUCCCCAGAGCAGCGGUCAUCCAGCUCUCAGCUUGCAAGGCCUGAAUCCCAGUACAGGAAGCACAGUGCUAGGGGUGAAUGCAGGGUUAAACCCAGCGCUAAUGGCCACCAACCCACUGGCCACCAUACAAGCACUGGCCAGUGGUGGAAGCCUGCCAAUUACCAGCCUUGAUGCCAGUGGUAACUUGGUAUUGGGUACCAGUGCAGGCACAACUGGAAGCCAGAGUAUCGUGACCUCACCGCUCUUCCUCAACCAUGCGGGCCUGCCUUUGCUGAGUGCUGCCCCAGGAGGUGUGGGGCUGGUAUCAGCAGCUGCUGCCGUGGCUGCUUCUAUGCCUAGCAAGUCCCCUACCUUGACCUCCUCCUCCUCCUCCUCCUCUUCCUCCUCCUCUUGUUCCUCAUGCAGCUCCUCCAGUGACAUGGCGCAGACAAUGGGGCAAGUUGGUCCUGGAUCCACUGAACCGGAUGCCAAGACGGAAUGAGGGCUCAGGAGCAUCCUCGCUGCCUUUUCUGACAUGGUGGGGGUAGCCAGGAGUGGACGUACAAACCGACACAUG
This is a messenger RNA of Python bivittatus (Burmese python), 2103 nucleotides long. NCBI's taxonomy places the organism in Eukaryota, Metazoa, Chordata, Lepidosauria, Squamata, Pythonidae. The record is from RefSeq and is a predicted model, not a curated record.